GAAGUCGACUUGUAGAUCUCUACAGAGAAAAAAAGAAAAAAACAAACCUAUAGAAAUCAACUCCAAAAAUAACGUAGCAUAAUAAAGAAACAUCGCAAAAAUAAGAAUUUAACCUCUUCCCCCCGAAAGAGAAACAAGUACUACUAAUAAGGAUACAUCAUAAAUUGCAAAUCACUACUUAAUAAUGGCCAAGAAAACAUACGAUCUUUUGUUUAAACUGUUGCUAAUCGGCGAUUCAGGUGUUGGAAAAACUUGUAUACUGUUCCGAUUCUCUGACGAUGCGUUCACCUCCACAUUUAUAUCGACCAUUGGAAUUGAUUUUAAAAUAAAAACCGUUGAACUCAGGGGCAAAAAAAUCAAAUUGCAAAUAUGGGAUACUGCGGGACAGGAACGUUUCCAUACCAUCACUACAUCAUAUUAUCGAGGCGCAAUGGGCAUAAUGUUAGUAUAUGAUAUAACGAAUGAAAAGAGUUUUGAAAACAUAGUCAAAUGGCUAAGAAAUAUAGACGAGCAUGCAAAUGAGGACGUGGAAAAAAUGAUUUUGGGCAACAAAUGCGAUAUGACAGAUAAACGUGUUGUUAGUAAAGAACGCGGAGAAGCGAUUGCCCGAGAGCAUGGUAUACGUUUCAAGGAAACAUCAGCCAAAUCAAAUAUCAACAUUGAAAGUGCAUUCUGCGAACUAGCCGAAGCAAUUCUGGACAAAACAGCCGGACGAGAAUCUGCCGAGAAUCCCGAGAGAGUGGUAAUUGAUCGCAGGAACAAUGAAAAAGCCCCAGCCUAUAAGAGCUGUUGUUCUUAAAAACAAACGUUUGGUUACUGUUUUGCUGCUGCUGUCCCAAUGCCAAUACUACUGCUGCUUCGAAUGACUUUGCUCCAAUUGUUAUAUAAAGUGUGUGCGUACCGUUUGGCAGUUGGCACAGUUGAAACAAACCAAAUAAAGACACUCUUCUUGCUAACAACAACUUUUACUACCAACAAACCAAGUAUUUGAUAAGCGACGACGAUGAUAAUGAUGAUCUGCAUACAAAAACAAACCACUGCUACUAUGGCACAUUACAAAAACAAAACAAAAAAUUAAUACAAAACCACAAGAAAUCAACCAACAAAUCAUUCGUCAUUACAUACUUAACACUAUCCCUACGAACAUAAAAGUAAUUAAGAGAAAUAUGCAUAAUUUAUAUACACCAAUUUUUAGUUAAAAUACAAAAUUGCUUUUAUAAGAAAGAAAAAACAACAAAAAACAACAACACACUAAA
Messenger RNA from Musca domestica (house fly), 1256 nucleotides. It is a transcript of the gene Rab10, whose product is annotated as ras-related protein Rab-10. Gene Ontology annotation, molecular function: GTPase activity; GTP binding. The coding region runs from base 185 to 799 and encodes 204 amino acids. Gene Ontology annotation, cellular component: recycling endosome; Golgi apparatus; insulin-responsive compartment. NCBI's taxonomy places the organism in Eukaryota, Metazoa, Arthropoda, Insecta, Diptera, Muscidae. The transcript is spliced from 4 exons. The record is from RefSeq and is a predicted model, not a curated record. Gene Ontology annotation, biological process: cellular response to insulin stimulus.